This is a messenger RNA of Achroia grisella, 4598 nucleotides long. It is a transcript of the gene Vps16A, whose product is annotated as vacuolar protein sorting-associated protein 16 homolog. The coding region runs from base 205 to 2712 and encodes 835 amino acids. The transcript has 15 exons. Gene Ontology annotation, biological process: endosomal transport; intracellular protein transport; vacuole fusion, non-autophagic. NCBI's taxonomy places the organism in Eukaryota, Metazoa, Arthropoda, Insecta, Lepidoptera, Pyralidae. Gene Ontology annotation, cellular component: endosome; lysosomal membrane; HOPS complex. The record is from RefSeq and is a predicted model, not a curated record. Gene Ontology annotation, molecular function: actin binding.
AUUUUUCCAAAAAAAUCUUAUAUUAUUAUUAUCUAUUUAAAAUACAACUAUUUAAUAUAGAAAUGUUUCUGCUGUGACAAGAAUUUUAUGUUAGAAUGAAAUCACAUAAUUUAAAUGUUAUUGAAUUCUGAAAUAUUUUGAGGAUAAUAGAUACAAAUUUAUGAAAAUAUCGUCCAUUUAGCUGUACAUUAAUAUAUCAUCAAUAUGUCGGCGUUAGUAACGGCAGAUUGGUUUCAACUAGAUUCCUACUACAGGAAAUUUGACCUGUACAAUAUGGUGUGGGCCAUGGAUGAAGGCCUGGAGAAUAUGCUUGUGUGCGGGGCACCAUAUGGUGGUCCAAUUGCUAUGGUACGGGAUCGCAAGCAGUUUGUCCGUAUUGUGACAACAUCAAAACCAGUGAUAACAAUUUACAACUGUGUUGGCAAUAUUAUAUCUAAGAUUUUGUGGAAUAGUGGAGUUUUAGUACACAUGGGGUGGUCUGAUAGUGAACAGCUAUUGUGCGUACAGGAAAGUGGAGAUGUCCUCAUUUAUGAUAUGUUUGGGGCUUACCAGAAAUCUUUCAAUCUGGGACAAGAUGUCAGAGAUACAAAGGUUGCUAAAGCUCAACUAUUUUCUAACCCACAUGGCAUAGGGUUAGCUGUUAUCACAACUACAAACAGUAUGUUUGUUGUCAGCAAUGUGAAUGAACCUAAAGUGCGAAGUGUUCCAGAUAUACCAAGAGCUAAUGAACCAAUUAUAUCUUGGUGCGUUCUAAGCUCUUGGUUGAGAUCACCGGCUGUCCUUGCUUUCCUUGUGUGCAGGGACAGAGAAAUAUUCAAAUGUCAACUUGGAGAAACCAGAGCUGUGCUUAUGCGUCCAGAAAUAUCAAAUGCAUACACACAGAUACUGUCCAUAGUACCAUCGCAGAACGGUCGGCAUGUGGCUCUCUUCACAGAUUCAGGCUUCCUUUGGAUCGGCUCCUCUGACUUCAGAACGAAAUACUGCGAGAUUGAUACUGAAUAUAUCAAACAACCCAAGGAAUUAGUUUGGUGCGGUUCCCAAGCCCUUGUAGCGCAUUGGGAUGACACCAUGUGCAUAUACGGUUUCAACGGUAACUUUGUAACGUACCCUUACGACGGUCCAUUCCACAUUAUACUGGAAAUGGACUGCGUGAGGGUGAUCUCCGAGAUGACGCACGAGCUCAUACAAAAAGUACCAGUAGAAGUCGAGAAGAUAUUUAGCAUUAAUAGCACCGCACCAGGAUCGUACUUGGUCGAAGCGUCCAAACAGUUUCAGAAACGCAGUCACAGAGCUGAUGAAUACAUCCGACUGGUGAAGUCCGAUCUCCCUAAUGCAGUACAGAAUUGCAUCGACGCAGCGGCGUACGAGUUCAAUCCAGACAUACAAAAGAUGCUCAUCAGAGCGGCCCAGUUUGGAAAAGGUUUUAUUGUGGACCCAGUGCUGACAGAUCAUUAUGUAAAGACCUGCAGAUGGUUAAGGGUGUUGAAUGCCGUCAGGGACAUGAAGGUGGCCAUCCCACUGACUUAUAGACAAGCCGAACACCUGCGGGAGCGCGUGCUAUUGGACCGCCUCAUCUGGCGACGUCUACAUUGCCUCGCCGGACACGUCGCUUCCUACCUGCAGCUACACGACGGGCGGACUAGGGUGCUAUCUCACUGGGCCUGUUAUAAGGUGACGCAGCCUCAUACGGACAACGAGAGUGCAGCGCGCGAAAUUGGUGACAAACUGCGUAAUGUACCCGGUAUAUCCUACUCCACCAUCGCAAUGAAGGCCGCGGAGAAGGGACGGAAAUCUCUAGCAAUUAAAAUUCUGGAAUAUGAAACAUACAGCAAACUUCAAGUGCCACUCCUACUGACAUUAGGUGAAGGACCGCGGGCUCUGCAGAAAGCUACAGCCAGCGGAGAUACGGACUUAAUAUAUAUUGUUUUACUGCAUCUAAAAGAAAAAAUGGAGAAGCAUGAAUUCGAGUUGACAAUCCGCAACUUCCCUCUGGCGCAUGCGCUAUACAUUAAAUACUGUGCGAGUCACAACCGUGAGGCUUUACGCAAGGUUUACGUACAAGAGGAUGAUUUCGCCGGCCAAGCCGCCACUCACAUUCGCGACGCAGUCGAACAAACCAACCCGGGCAGCGCGGAGGCCUCACUUAUAUCCGCGAGAGAGUGUUACAAAAAGGGCAAGAAUGAUUUAGGUGCAUCGAUAUGUGAGGAUGCUCGUAAACUUUGCAAGCAGCAAUCUAGUCUUCAAGAGACCUACGGCACGAGCUUUGUUGGGCUAUCGGUACAUGAUACUGUCAAGAAAUUGCUUGAACAGGGUGAAGUGAAGCUAGCUGAUAAACUACGCUCUGAAUAUAAAAUGCCGGACAAGAGAUACUGGUGGCUGAGAAUACUCACAUUGGCAGAACUGAAUGACUGGGAUGAAUUGGAACGAUUUUCGAAAUCAAAGAAGUCCCCAAUCGGCUACGAACCUUUCGUCGAUGCCUGUCUCAAGUACAUGAAGAAUGAUGAAGCACUAAAGUAUUUGCCGAAAUGCCGAGAUGAUAUCAAAGUGAAAUACUAUGUGAAAGCAGAGUUCUAUGAAGAAGCAGCGCAAGUAGCCUUCGAACAAAAGGACAGAAGCGCCUUAAUCUUCGUUCAGAGCAAAUGUCCAUUACGAGAAUCGAUUAGACACGAAAAGAUAUCGAGUUUAUUAGAACAAUUAGCGACUAGAAAGUAAUGAUUCAUAUAAUUACGUAUAAUGAACCUUAUAAUCGUUUAUUAAUGCAAGAAACGUAAGCAUAUAACAUGUAUUCAUGAGAGUGCUGUUGUAUAUAAUGUAUAUUAUAUCUCUUAUAAUGGUUAAGUUGAGAUUCGAGUCUAAUACCAAGCUUUAUUGUGAUUAUGUAAUAAAUUUGGUUGUUAAGAUACCCAAAGAUACAGCACUUAUAUGCCUAAAGGUAACUUUAGUUAGCUCCUCACAAAUUAUACCGCUUGUUAAUAACAAGCGGUAUAAUUCUUGAACUUCACGGGUCAAAAUCUACCACCACCACCAGAUUUCACUACGUGAUAAAAUACCAGAUACCUGUUUAUAUUUUUCAGCUAUAAAAUUUCAAUUGUAAGAAAUAGGCUGUACUUUAAAUUUUGUAUAUUUAUUUAUAAUUUUUAUUGAGGGUUUUGGGCUAUUGUCAGGUGUUCAAGACCUGUAACAAUGCAUUGUGCUCACCCUUUUUCCAAAUUUGCUACCUAAACCUGUCAGGGACAAGAAGGAUAUUUUUAGGAAUUAUGGUGAUCUUGUAUAACUUUAUUUAUACUUUAUAAAUUAUUCAUUGAUUUGACAAACUUAUUAGAAAUUCGCAAUUCAUUUAUAUAGACUACAAUAAUGGAAUAUUUAACAUAUGUAACUUAUAUACCUAUCUAGUUAUAAAGACAAUAUAUUUAUAUUAUGAGAAAUAAAAUACAAAACUUGCUGUUGUAUUAUAUUUUAUUAUUGACACAGAAAUUGAUUACAUGAUAUCGACAUUUAAAGAAUUCGAAUACAUUAUUGUUCAAAUAUAAUUAUCGUAGAUUAUGUAUGUCAUAUUGCCUUUAUUCUUGAAAGAUUCAUAUGUCGAAAAAUUGUGUAUACCUAAGUAGCAUUUAGUGCUUAUGUCAAGUUACAAUUGUAUUUUCAUAUAAAAAGUAACUAUUCGAAUUCUUUACUGAAGAGUAUACAUACUUUUAAGUUAACAAUAAUAAAAUAAAAAUUCUGCGUUUAUUACAUACAAAAAAUUUUGAAAUGUGAAAAACAAAUUUAAUAUUUUAGCAAUUUAGAGAUUUAAGAAAGUCAAUUACACUUAAAACUCAAUUGCGGCAGGAUUUCACAAUUAUAAUCUGUUAAAAAAAAAAGAGAGAAUGAAAAGUUAAAGAAAUCUGAAUUAAUAUAAACUAAUGUCGACCUAUUUCUUUAAAUACAUCGGGCAAGAUGAAAUAAUAGGAUUCUUUUUCUUUUGUGGUGUUCCUAUUUCAAAUAAAUUAAACAUUUACACUGGUGGAAUAUAUCCCACAAUUCAGACUUUAAAUAUUUUUAUUAUUAACAACCCAAAUGGUUCGUCGAGAUGUUCUCACAAUGGAUCGCUAUUAACAAUGAGAUGAAAAUAAAAUAAGACCGUAUAACAUAGCCAAGUAUACAGGCCUUGCAAUACCAACUCUACAUUUUAAUCACAACCAAUUCAAACAAGUUCAAUACAAAAAUAAAUCAAUUUUAAAAUUUGUUGUUUAAGUAACUUGCAAAUUUGACAAGUGCUCGACACAUUAUUAGAUCAGAAUUACAACCCUUAUCCGUUGACAUAAGAGUUAGUUUUAUUGAUUCGUGACAAUCGUUUAUAACUGUUUUAAUACAUUCAUAUCAGCUUAAUAUGCUGAUUUACAAGAAACAACGUUUGAACGUUUGUUAAUAUAGUAAUCUUAAAAUGACUAUAUUAUUAUUCAUCACAUAUAAUGCUGCAUUACAUUGUAUUACAAAAAGGAGAGGAUUUUUUUGAGUAAUGGGAUUUACUGGGCCCAGUGCUAACAUUUGUAUCGUGACGACCUCUACGUGGUUAAUUCUUUGUGAAGCCAGUAUUGGCUAACAGGUUCUCCAUCAUC